AUGGAAGGGAGAGGACCAUACCGGAUCUACGACCCUGGGGGCGGCGUGCCUCUGGGAGAGGCGUCCGCAGCUUUUGAGCGCCUAGUGGAGGAGAAUUCCCGACUGAAGGAAAAAAUGCAAGGGAUAAAGAUGUUAGGGGAACUUUUGGAAGAGUCCCAGAUGGAAGCAUCCAGGCUGCGGCAGAAGGCAGAGGAGCUGGUCAAGGACAGUGAGCCACUCCCACCGCCAUCUCCCUCUUUGGCCUCCUUCAGUGACCUGGCUGAGCUCGCAGGAAAGGACACAGCUGUCCCAGCAACCCCUGCUGACCCGGCACACCCAAGUGACAAGCCAGAGCCAGUCCCCAAACCUCCAUCCAGUAACACCUCCUCUGAAUUUGAACUGGUCCCCGCCGAGGGGCCUUCUUCACCGGAGAGCAGCGGCCACACCAGAAAUACGAUGGAGCUGGGCCCCCUGCCCCAGGAGGACAGCAACCUGAUGCUGCACCUGCAGCGCCUGGAGACCACCCUGAGCGUGUGCGCCGAGGAGCCCGACCACAGCCAGCUCUUCACGCAUCUGGGCCGCAUGGCCCUCGAGUUCAACCGGCUGGCCUCCAAGGUGCACAAGAACGAGCAGCGUACCUCCAUCCUACAGACGCUCUGUGAGCAGCUUCGGAAAGAGAAUGAGGCCCUGAAGUCCAAGCUUGAUAAGGGCCUGGAACAGCGGGAUCAGGCUGCUGAGAGGCUGCGGGAGGAAAACCUGGAACUUAGGAAGUUGUUGAUGAGCAGCAGUAAAGAUGGUACCUCUGGGCGGCCAGGCUCACCAAAGAUGGAAGGCGCAGGCAAGAAGGGGGCGGCGACACUGCAGCAGGCUGGUGUGACGACAGGUAAAACCCCAGAGCUGGGGGCCCUGGGUGCGGCUGAGAAGAAGGUGAGGCUGCUGGAACAGCAGCGCGCAGAGCUGCUGGAAGUGAACAAGCAAUGGGACCAGCAUUUCCGGUCCAUGAAGCAGCAGUAUGAGCAGAAGAUAACGGAGUUGCGACAGAAGCUGGCAGACCUGCAGAAGCAGGUGACCGACCUGGAGGCCGAGCAGGAGCAGAAGCAGCGCGACUUUGACCGCAAGCUGCUCCUGGCCAAGUCCAAGAUAGAAAUGGAGGAGGCAAGUGUCACUACCGACAGGGAGCACCUGACCGCAGAGGCCAAGGAGCUGCGCCAGAAGGUCAAGUACCUGCAGGACCAGCUGAGCCCCCUCACCCGGCAGCGGGAGUACCAGGAAAAGGAAAUCCAGCGGCUCAACAAGGCCCUGGAGGAAGCACUGAGCAUUCAGGCCUCCCCGUCCUCUCCAACAGCAUUUGGGAGCCCAGAAGGAGCUGGAGGCCUGCUAAGGAAACAGGAGCUGCUCACGCAGAACGAAUUGCUGAAACAGCAGGUGAAGAUCUUUGAGGAGGACUUCCAGAGGGAGCGUAGUGACCGGGAGCGCAUGAAUGAGGAGAAGGAAGAGCUAAAGAAGCAGGUGGAGAAACUGCAAGCCCAGGUCACCCUGUCCCACGCCCAGCUAAAAGCCUUCAAAGAUGAGGAAAAGGCGAAAGAUGCCCUGAGACAGCAGAAGAGGAAAGCAAAGACCUCAGCAGACCGCUACCACCUGGAGCCCCACCCAGAGCACCUCUGCGGGGCCUGCCCCUACGCCUACCCGCCCAUGCCCCCCAUUGGGCCGCACCCUGGCUUUGAGGACUGGUCCCAGAUCCGCUACCCCCCACCCCCCACGGCCAUGGAGCACCCGCCCCCACUUCCCAACUCACGCCUCUUCCGUCUGCCAGAAUAUACCUGGCGGCUGCCCUGUGGAGGGGUACGUAAUCAGAGCUCCCAAGUGAUGGACUUACCUACUGCCAGGCCUACGGAACCAGAGUCCACCAAAAAUGACCGUGAAGGACCUCAGUGA
This is a messenger RNA of Rangifer tarandus platyrhynchus (Svalbard reindeer), 1914 nucleotides long. Lineage: Eukaryota; Metazoa; Chordata; Mammalia; Artiodactyla; Cervidae. The record is from the annotation of a GenBank genome assembly.